AUGUUUCAGCGCCUUCGCGACGCCAUCGACUCUCGGAUCGCAGAGGAACAGGCUCGUCAGGAGUCCCUCUCCCGCUCCAACUCCGCUCGUCGUCCCGCCGCCCGCAACUUGUCCCCGAGCAGACGACGUCCGCGACGCAAUACAGGCACACCUAUAAGAAGCCCCGAUCCCAACGAAUUCGAGCCAGACUUUGCCGUUGGGGAUGAUGAAGGGUCAAGUCGAUCUGCUACUCCAAAGGCGGAAUCCGUAGGGGCUGAAGGGACCUCAGAGGGAAAUGCUGAGGAGAAAACGGUAGCCGCCACAGAGUCAACUGGGAAGGAGGCAGCUCCUAAUACGGAGUCGACCCAGUCUCUGUCCGAGAUGCCUGCGGAGGUAAGGGUGAAGCUUCGGAAGCUGGACAGGCUGGAAUCACGAUAUCAUGAACUUUUGAAGGCAUAUCGGAUGGCGCAUUCCCGUGUCUUGUCAAUCGAACCAUUCGAAGCAGCUUUACGGGAGAACACACCCUUGACGUCUAUAGGCGAUCCCAAGGCUUUAACGGAAUACUUGAAUCAAAUCUCUUUGAAAGGGGACAUGGUCACGGAGGAACUUAAGCGGGUCACAACUGACAGGGAUGAUUACAAAAAGAAAUUCGAAGAAGCACGAAACUCGGCCAAGGAAGCGUGGGACGAAGUAACCAAUAUCAAGAAAGCAGAUCUCAACCAAGAUGGCGAGGACUCUGCAGCGAAAACCGAUCCUCUGGGUGUUGACACUUCCCUAGCAAAUCAAGGUUCCUCGGACGCUCCAGUGAAAUCCCCCACGCCAUCAACCACUUCACGUGUUGGAGCUCUCACCAGUCUCCUCUCCCCUAAACAGAACACGGUGAAAUCUCCGCCUCCCAAGGAAGAAAGCGAGGAGUUCUUUUCUUUUGAUAAUGAACUUCCGCGACUAGAGUCUGAAUUGAAGGAAAAACAAGAAGAAGUUGAAACCCUCAAGUCCCAGGCUGAGACGCUCAAGCGUGAUCUUUCGGUUGCACGUGAGUCCACUGAAGGCAUGGUCCAUAACUUAGAAUCUGCUACUCGGGAACUGGUGGAACUGCGCGACAACAAGGACAAGCAAGACUCAGAGAUUGAAGCCCUUAAGACUUCCAAACAGGGCGAGCUUGAUGACUUGAAAGCUAAACUUAUGACGGCCGAGGCUGCUGUAGAGAAAACGAAUUUUGAGGUCGAAAAGCUGAAGACCGAGUUGAAGGAGAAGACGGAUGAGUUGGACCAAGCUAAAUCCCAGGCCUCGCAAACCGACGACAAGGACCAGAGCUCAGAGCUCAAUGCCAAACUUGAGGAAGCAAAGAAAGAAAAGGAAUCCACCGAAAAGCGACUGGGUGUGCUACAGGGCUUGGUAGAUAGUCUUCGAUCUCAGCUCAAGGACACUGAAACGGCAGUUUCGGACCUCAAGACAGAUAUGGGCCAGAAGGCGGAAGACCUUACAAAGCUGCAGAACAUUGUUGGUUUCCUGGAUAGCAACUUGAAGGACAAUGAAAACUGGCAGUCAGCCAGAGCCAAGGUUUCGAGCGGCCAGGAGGCCAAUUUUGAUGAACUCCGAAAGAGCUUGACACCCUCCCAGAAAACGCCGGAGGUGGCUAAAGAGGCCUCAGGACCGGAUACUCAGGCUGCUAGCUCAACUGCUGGUCCGGCUGCUGGUGCAGGUGGUGGUAAAAAGAAGAAGAACAACAAAAAAAAGAAGGGUGGCAAGGGUGCUGAAGAAACCAGCAAGCCCACCAAUGCAGCCGCCCCUGAAAAUACUCAGCAAUCAAACCCCGAGCCUGAGCAAACAUCUCCGAACCUGAGUGAACUCGAGCAAAAGAUAGAAGCGCUUACUGUGCAGCUGAGCGAAAAGGAAGCGGCUAUCGACCGUCUCAGCGCGAAGCUUAAGGGAGAAGAAGACUUGAAAGAAGAAAUUGAAUCUCUCCGGGACGACAUUCUCAACAUUGGCCAAGAGCACGUUGAGGCCAAGGACAAAAUCAAGGAGCUUACCGCCGAGAAAACAGCUCUGGGAGAAACAAUCUCCAAACUCGAGAAAGAAAUUACUGAUCUGCGAACAAGAAGUGCAUCUCAGACUGCCGACUCCGACAAGGCGCACAAUGACUUGAAAGAAGAAUAUGAAACGAUCAAGGCCAAAUCUGCCACACUGGAGACAGACCUUUCUGCGGCCCAACAACUGGCCGCGACUCGAUUUAAAGACCUUACAGAUCUGCGAGAGACCCUCCAGAAACUGCAGCCCGAACUGAGAAACCUUCGAGCGGAGUCUGCAGAACUUAAAUCAACCAAAGAAACCCUCACAGGCAAGGCAAGCGAGCUCAAAACUCUCGAGGGCAAGCACGACGAUUUGCGUGCAGAACUAAAGAAAAUCAAAUCUACAGUAUCGGAAAGAGAUGCUGAGGCAAAAACACUGAACCAGAAGAUCAGACAAGAGACGGAUAGCCGCUUGAAAGCUGAAGAGGGACUGACGGUUGCUCAGUCAGACUUGAGGUACUCAGAGAGCAAGAAACAGGAAGCAUUUGAAGCAAAGGAGAAGAUGGCAACAAAUCUCUCCAAGGUUCAAGAUGAUCUGAAAACUUCUCGGACCAAGCUUCGAAGCUUCGAAGACAAGGUGUCGCAACUGAACAAAGAGCUUAACGGCCUGCGAGAAGAGAUUCAAUUGAAGACAGCUCAACAUGCCAGCGCGCAAAGCCUUAUGAACAACAUGCGCGACCAAGUCGCGGAGGUUGGGAUGCAAAUGAAGGAAGCCCGGGAACGCUGUGAAAGCUUGGAGGAAGAGCUGGCAGAUGCUCAUCGUCUACUCAGCGAACGAACCCGUGAAGGCGAGACGAUGCGACGCUUGCUUAACGAUAUCGAGGGCCGCGCAGAGGCCAAGGUCCGUGAUUUCAAGGAACGCAUGGAGACUGCCAUUGAAGAACGAGACCGCGCAGAGGAUGAGGCCAGCACUCAAGGCCGGCGCCGGGCACGUGAGAUAGAGGAAUUGAAGACCAAGAUUCGGGAGGCCGAGAAAGCCUUGCGGACUGCAUCGGAGGAUAAGGAAGAACUUGAACACUCGCAAAAGGAAUGGAGGCGUAGGCGCGACGAGCUCGAUUCUCAGUCUGAGAGGUCGACCAAGGAACUCAACACCGUUCGUCAAGACAUGGUCCGAUUGCGCGAUGCUUUGGAUGAAAGCGAGAAGCUGGUGCGCGACCUGGAGAAAGAAAAGGCAGAGCUACGGCGGUCAGUGGAGGAAACGAACAACCGACUGGAAAAGCUACGCAAGUCUAACAAGGCAUUGGCCGACGAGUCUCGCUCUAUGCAGAACCCCAAGGUGCGCGGGUUUGACUCGGGCAACCAGUCCUCCCGGUCGUCGAUUGAUUCGGGAUCAAGAGCGGUUGGCUCCCCCGUGUCCAAAGAUCGCAGCUCAUCGACUAUCCGGAGGAGUGAGACGCCUACGGGGCCUGGAAGUCCGUCAAUCGACUACCUUUAUCUGAAAAACGUGCUCCUUCAGUUUUUGGAGCAGAAGGAUAAGAACUACCAGAAGCAGCUCAUCCCUGUUCUGGGGAUGCUGCUCCAUUUCGACAGAAACGAUGAGCAGAAGUGGAUGGCCGCCAUAUCGACCAAAUAA
This is a messenger RNA of Aspergillus wentii DTO 134E9, 3621 nucleotides long. RefSeq names its product putative vesicle-mediated transport protein (Imh1). The record is from RefSeq and is a predicted model, not a curated record. Gene Ontology annotation, cellular component: Golgi apparatus. The transcript is spliced from 4 exons. Bases 1 to 3621 code for a protein of 1206 amino acids. NCBI's taxonomy places the organism in Eukaryota, Fungi, Ascomycota, Eurotiomycetes, Eurotiales, Aspergillaceae.